AUUGCAGCUAAUCGAACACACACACGCACGAAUACAGACACGCUCUCCUGCUGUACCAAAGGCGCCCGGGCGCGAAGACCUAGGGAGCGCGCGCGGGCACACACACACACACACACACACACACACACUCACACACUCCAGGCUGCGGGUUGGCCAGAGCCUAGAAAUCGCAGAUUUCACCAGGAAAUCGCCGAGGUACCGGAAUAGGUGUCGCCUCCUGAAACUAAUUCCUACUUCCCCAAGCACUUUGUUGAAGAAAUGAAUCCAGCCCAGCUGGCCGAGGUAUCCAGGUCUCCGUUCUAUUUUGGUCUCCAGGCGCUUCGUGAAAGCCAGAUCAAGGGAGAAAGACCAGCAGCUGGCCUCGGACUCUAAACCGUGCGCAGCUGGAGCCCGGGCGGAUCGGCCCUGAACCUAUAAAGGGCUCCUCGCGCCUUAAAGCCUCCACCACCUCGCAGCCGGGGAGGCAACUGGAGCGAAUCAGCGGCAGGUUGUUAGCAACAUGAGUACAGGGUCUGGAUCUUGCCCAUUCAAGAGUCUAUUCCCAGCAUUCAAUGCCUAGCAUAUAGUUUAAAUGUUUAUUUGCUACUUGGCUGCUGAUUAUAGAACACAAAAUGAAUAACUCAACAAACUCCUCUAACAAUAGCCUGGCUCUUAGCAGUCCGUAUAAGACAUUUGAAGUGGUGUUUAUUGUCCUGGUGGCUGGAUCCCUCAGUUUGGUGACCAUUAUCGGGAACAUCCUAGUCAUGGUUUCCAUUAAAGUCAACCGCCACCUCCAGACCGUCAACAAUUACUUUUUAUUCAGCUUGGCCUGCGCUGACCUUAUCAUAGGUGUUUUCUCCAUGAACUUGUACACCCUCUACACUGUGAUUGGCUACUGGCCUUUGGGACCUGUGGUGUGUGACCUUUGGCUAGCCCUGGACUAUGUGGUCAGCAAUGCCUCAGUUAUGAAUCUGCUCAUCAUCAGCUUUGACAGGUACUUUUGUGUCACAAAACCUCUGACCUACCCAGUCAAGCGGACCACAAAAAUGGCAGGUAUGAUGAUUGCAGCUGCCUGGGUCCUCUCUUUCAUCCUCUGGGCUCCGGCCAUUCUCUUCUGGCAGUUCAUUGUAGGAGUGAGAACUGUGGAGGAUGGGGAGUGCUACAUUCAGUUUUUUUCCAAUGCUGCUGUCACCUUUGGCACGGCCAUUGCAGCCUUCUAUUUGCCAGUGAUCAUCAUGACUGUGCUAUAUUGGCACAUAUCCCGAGCCAGCAAGAGCAGGAUAAAGAAGGACAAGAAGGAGCCUGUGGCCAACCAAGAUCCUGUUUCUCCUAGUCUGGUACAAGGAAGGAUAGUGAAGCCAAACAAUAACAACACGCCCAGCCGUGACGAUGGCCUGGAGCACAACAAAAUCCAGAAUGGCAAAGCCCCCAGAGAUGCUGUGACGGAAAACUGUGUUCAGGGAGAGGAGAAAGAGAGCUCCAAUGACUCCACCUCAGUCAGUGCUGUUGCCUCUAAUAUGAGAGAAGAUGAAAUAACCCAGGAUGAAAACACAGUUUCCACUUCCCUGGGCCAUUCCAAAGAUGAAAACUCUAAGCAAACCUGCAUCAAAAUUGGCACCAAGACCCAAAAAAGUGACUCAUGUACCCCAACUAAUACCACCGUGGAGGUAGUAGGGUCUUCAGGUCAGAACGGAGAUGAAAAGCAGAACAUUGUAGCCCGCAAGAUUGUGAAGAUGACUAAGCAGCCUGCAAAAAAGAAGCCGCCUCCUUCCCGGGAAAAGAAAGUCACCAGGACAAUCUUGGCUAUUCUGUUGGCUUUCAUCAUCACUUGGGCCCCGUACAAUGUCAUGGUGCUCAUCAACACCUUUUGUGCACCUUGCAUCCCCAACACUGUGUGGACAAUCGGUUACUGGCUUUGUUACAUCAAUAGCACUAUCAACCCUGCCUGCUAUGCACUUUGUAAUGCCACCUUCAAGAAGACCUUUAAACACCUUCUCAUGUGUCAUUAUAAGAACAUAGGCGCUACAAGGUAAAACAUCUUUGAAAAAGAAAGAAGGUGGGCAAGGGGAGCUUGAGAAGGAUAAAAGAGCUCCUAGUUUUAAAAUCUCUGUCAUUGCACUUUAUAGUCUGAUUAUAAAACGUGCGAUUCAGGAGCCCAGCAGUGACACACUUAUCACGCCUAGGCUCCAGUUUGCAAAAAUUGCACCUCAUAAACUGUCAGUAUUAGGAGCAAUGAGACAAUGAAAGAAAAAUGUUGGGGUUGUGGAUUUAAGGAACAAUCUACUCUUACUUGUACUCUCUUGAAGAAGGGCUUCUGAAUCUACAAUUUUAUCCAUCUCUGCACAGAGGAAUAACCUUGUUCCUUUUUUGUUUCUUUUGUUGUUGUUGUUCUCAUGUGUCCUUAAGAGAAGGAAAUGCCACAGUUAAAAGGCAAACAUGGAGACUUAAACACAAAGGAAUAGGCACUAUACAAUAGGGAGGUAAAGAAAGGAAAUCAAAGAAGGAUGCAGAAAUCGUCUCCAGAGUGUUACGCCUAUUUUAUUCUUUUGCUAUGGUUCUAUUUAGAGGAUUGCAAUGUAAUAAAUGAUUAUUUUUUUCCCUUUCUUUUUCCCACCAUGAAAAGAAAGCAAACAAACAAAAACCCAAACUAGGUCACACCAUUUUUCCUUUUGUUAUGCCAUUAUUUUGUACAUCCCUGUUCUAUAUUCUUUAUAGGCAAAACCUACAGGACUUUCACUACGUCCAGCCAGAAACAGCCAUGAAAAUGGACAUUUCACCCCUCCUCACUGUGUCCUUUGCAUUUGACGGGGGUAUCAAGGCCGAUAAGGAUUUAGUACACUCAUGAUCCCAUAUGCACAAUGUUUAAACAAUCUGAUUUUCUCCUAAAUAGCCUUUUAUUUCAACAGAAUGUCCUACCUAAAGCAUAAACAUGUUUAAGAAACUAAAAUUGUAAAAUUGAUGUUUCAUCAAAUUAAAUAACGGCCAAACUAGUUGGAAAAAGUUGAUUAAAAAAUAGAUGAAUUUUAAGAUUAAAAAUUAGAAGUUUAGGACAUUCUAUUUCAAGCGGCAUCUGCCCUGACCUGUGUAUGAAAUGUUAACUUACAGAAAAUCAACUCCUGACUUUUUGUCAUCAGAAAGAUGUGCUGUUUUAUUUCUUUAGAAUCCUAAACAGGAUUGAUAUACUCACUUAGCACCAAUGAUUUCUGGGUCAGUCCCUAGAGAAUAGGACCUUCUAUCCAAUGCCUGCUAAAGGAUGAUAUUCAAAUUAUAAUCAAGUGAGGUUGUCUGUGAUUAUCUAUGACCCAGUAAAAGGGGGAAAAAAGAUAUUUUAAAUACUAUUACUGAAACAAUUACAUAUUCCAUAUUCCUCAAAUUGUCAAUUCUCCCUAACAUUAUUUCGCUUCAAAAUUCUCUUAUCAAUAGAAUUAUAGUAAUCUUUGUGACAGAAAUGUAGUGGCUAACUAAAUAGAGGCCAAACGAGCUCACAGAAUCGGACAGAAGGAUUGUAGGCGGCUGUUGCCAUGCCACGUCUCACCAUCUAAUUCCAGACCAUAACAAUCAUGUCAGUAACUAUUAUCUAAGUGGUGGCAUUAUAUAGAAUCUUGCCAUGUAGAAACUUUUUAUUUGGUAGUCUAAAUAAAUAUAGGAUUAGGAUUAUACUGAUUCACAUAUAACUACUUAUUUUUAUCCUUUAUAUUUUUCUUACACGAUGUGCUGUAGUUUUCCAAUGAGAUUUUCUAAAAAUGUCUCACUCAAUAGGAAUCAAAUUAUAAAUGUAUUUUCGAAUUUCAUAUUUUGGAUUUUAGAUUUAUGAUAUCUUGUCCGGUAGUCUGAAUGUUAGUUACAUGAUAAAUUUGACAAUAUUAGACCUAGCACUUAUAAGAGUUAUUUUGAAUGAUGAGCCUCAUUGAGGCCACCUCAACAAUUUGGAGUUAAGGGGAAAAAUAGCAUGAGGAAAAAAAUGACAAAAAAGUUGUAAGUUAGUUAGUAAGAAGCAAAUUGACAGCAGUAUUUAUAUUUGAUUAUCCUUCAUAAAAACAUUUUCCUGUUUAAAUAACUUCAGUCAUUAGCCCCCAAAGAAAUUUUCCAUAUUUAAACCGACAGCAUCUGUUUAUAUAGAUUCCGUUACUACAGUUACUUCAACAUGAACUUUUAGAUUUAAAUUCAUAUUUAUGUUCACAUUGUUUCUUCAAAUAAAUGAAUCAAUUGAGUGGAAAUAACAUCAAGACAAUGGGCUCCUCAACUUUCUGAAAACCAGAGAAUUGACUAGCCAAAUAUUUCCCUCUUUAAUUUAUUGUAUUAUGAUGUAGAUUCGGCUUCAGUUGGGAAGAACCCUUGACGUCAAGGAUUCAGGAUUUCGGGUCUUUGUUUGUUUGCUCUAACAACUCACCAUGAGUCAAGCUGUCUUUGUCUCCACUACUGUUGUAUCCUCCCUUUUCUUCUCUGUGUUCUUGAUCCUUGCCACAGCCACCGCAACCUUAUCGAAAGAGAAACUAUCAAGUUAAAGAAAGAAAUUGAAGAUAGACUGACACCAUGGAAACUGUCAAACAGAUCAGAAAAAUGAAGGAAUAAGGGAAAGGAUAGAUGAUUGGAGAGAUAUGGAGAUUAUAUUCAAGGAUUUUUAUUAACCACUGCUGGAUUUUUCUAUUUCAGUGACUCUCAAACAGAGACAAUUCCCCUCCCUCUGAUAGGGGACACUUAGCAAUGUAUAGAGACAUUUUUGGUUGCCACAGCUGAGAGGAAGGCUAAUGGUAUCUAGUGCGUAGAGGCUGGGAAUGCUGCUAAAUACCCUAUAAUGCACAGGACAUUUUCCACUACUCCCUUUAAACAAAUAUUAUUUGGCUCGAAAUGUCACUAAUGCCAAGGUUGAGAAACUCUUGUCUACUUUAAGGGAUUUCUAAAGCUUGCCUCUUAUUAAUGGGAAAAUAAUCCUGCAUCAUUUUUAGAAUAUCAAUGCAAAUUGCUCACCUGAAAAGGUAAUACUCACCAAUCAUGUAUCAGGAACACUUUUCUCUCGAAUCUGGUGUAUGUGUCAGUCACAGAUUGGGAACUCAGGCCACAUCUAUAUAUCAAAACCCACCAGAUUAUGCAUAUAACCCAUCUUUUCCCCAGCGUCUUAAUGUUCAGUUAUGAUUGCCAUAAAUCCUGUCAAUUGAGGUUGCAGUAGUUGGCCAUCAAAAUAUUUGUAGUUGAUAUGGUCAGUUCCUAUUGGAGCUACAAUUUUUCUUUUCAAAUAAUAUUAAGAGUCUCUCUCAGAAACAAUAUCAUUUAUCUUUUGCAUUUACUGGAAAGAUGAAUAUCUGUAAGGCCUUUAUUUCUUCUCUCCUUAUAGCAAUAAUGCAGAUAUUCCAGAGUGAUUUUAUAAGAAGAGAUUAAGAAUAUGGAAAAUGUCUGCUCAUUUCUUGGAAAAAAAGAAAUGAUUUCCCUUUUACCAGUUCAUCAUAAUUUAAUGCCAGCUCCCAAGUAUUAGGACACAGUAAUCAAUACGAGAAGCCACAAGGGAAAAACUUUCUGGUUUCAAAUGUACAGGCUGGAGGGUCAACAUACUCCUGCUCUUUGUUCAUCCAUUGCUUUUUUGAUCCUGAAGAUCUGACACUGGGAGAGAUGGGAAUUCAAAAUGAUGGCAACAAUUACUCAGCAAUGCAGUCUGUUUUUAUUUUCUCCUACUUAGUUCAUUGAUAGUUUCCUCACUCACCCCACUUUGAUAAUAUCCCUUUCAACAACCAUAGCACUGGUAUUGCUAAUAGAUUAGGAAAGCACCCAAAGCUGGAUGAAAUUGUGCAAAGUGUAUUCUCAGCAUGUAUAUUCAAUACCAUGCCUCUUAAAAAUGCUUCUCUUAAAGGGUGCACGCUGUAGCAUGAAAUGUGUGCAUAUUUAAUGUAUCUUCCUGGAAUAUGCUAUGAGCUAAAUAUAUAUAUAUAUAUAUAUAUUCUAUAAAUAAUAAAAUGUACAAUAGAAAUACAUAUUUCUGUAUGCAAAUAAAUAUAUUAUACACAAACUCUUAA
Molecule: messenger RNA, 5984 nt
Organism: Saimiri boliviensis boliviensis (Bolivian squirrel monkey)
Lineage: Eukaryota; Metazoa; Chordata; Mammalia; Primates; Cebidae
Source: RefSeq, a predicted model, not a curated record